Messenger RNA from Orussus abietinus, 3321 nucleotides. RefSeq names its product homeobox protein homothorax (gene hth). Gene Ontology annotation, molecular function: DNA-binding transcription activator activity, RNA polymerase II-specific; RNA polymerase II cis-regulatory region sequence-specific DNA binding. Gene Ontology annotation, biological process: embryonic pattern specification; positive regulation of cell population proliferation; animal organ morphogenesis. The record is from RefSeq and is a predicted model, not a curated record. The transcript is spliced from 14 exons. Bases 914 to 2326 code for a protein of 470 amino acids. NCBI's taxonomy places the organism in Eukaryota, Metazoa, Arthropoda, Insecta, Hymenoptera, Orussidae.
CGCAGGAUCUAGACACGCUAGGCGCUUCGCGCGUAACCGCCGUGCACGCCGUAAACGCUCGCUCCGAGCCCUCUCGCAGCUUCCGCUGACCGGAGCGGUGCCGCUCGACCGCGAGAUCGCCUCGGCGCCCGGGUGCGCGACCCGACCGCUCUCUCCCUCUCUCUCUCUCGAUCGCGCGGCAAGUGCGCGGGCGCGCGCGCGAGAGCAAACCCUCGCUCUCUCUCCGCGAGGGACGGACCGCGGACGCGGCCACCGAGAGAGAUCGCGAGGGACCGAGAGGGACCCAGAGGAUCGCGCGCCGCCGUCGCCGUCGUUCCGCGUCGCGUCGCGUCGCGUAGCCUCCCGCCCGGAGCCCGGGAGGAUGCCCCACGCCGCAAGGCAGGCCGCGGAACUCCGGAACGCGCUCCAGUGAGACGCCGGUCCGACCGGGCCGCGAGCGAGUGGGCCCGCCGGUGGAUGUGACGGGGCGACCGCCGCAGUCAGUCCGAGCCGCCUUCGCCGUCGCAGCCGCCGCGGCCGUCGGCGCCUCUCCGAGCACGUGGUCCCGCGUGAUGCCGCGGCGGGACUGACGCCGCUCGCCAUGCCCGCCCGGACGAGCAGGCACGAGGACUCGCGCCGCGACGCGCGACUCUCCCGCUGACGGCCGGACCUUCUUCGAGUCCCUCCUUCCGGGGUCGCUGUCCGACCCGACCAGGCCCGACGAGGCUCAGUGGUGUUCUGUGUUUCUCCGGUUUCGGUGGUUCGCGCGUGCAUCGCGAGAAGAGGAGUCGACGACCGCCGCCCUUAGGACCCGCCAGGGCGGAGACCCCGGCUUCCUCCUCGAGGAGCGAGCCCAUUCUCCUCUCGAACGUCGUCGACAACAGCCGCUACGGUGGCUCAGCACGCGGAGUUCCCCGGCGCGGCCAGGGCGUUCAUGGCGCAGCCAAGGUACGACGAUGGCGGGCUGCACGGGGGUUACCUGGAGAGUGGAGGAGGCGGCGGCGGCGGAGCGGGCCUGUACGACCCCCACGGGAGCGCCAGGGGUGUCCCGGGGCUCCACCAUAGUCCGCACCUGGGGGGCAUGGGGCCGGCCCACCCCCAGUACCCCCCGCCCCCGCCCCAGCCGCCGCAGCACGUCCUGGCCGCCGCGGCGGCGGCCGCGGCCUCCGCCGUCCCCGACGUCCACAAGCGCGACAAGGACGCCAUUUAUGGACACCCCCUGUUCCCGCUCCUCGCGCUGAUCUUCGAGAAGUGCGAGCUGGCGACCUGCACACCCAGGGAGCCCGGAGUCGCGGGCGGCGACGUCUGCUCGUCGGAGAGCUUCAACGAGGACAUCGCCGUCUUCUCCAAACAGAUCCGACAGGAAAAGCCCUACUACAUCGCCGAUCCGGAGGUGGACUCGCUGAUGGUCCAGGCGAUCCAGGUCCUCCGGUUUCACCUCCUCGAGCUCGAAAAGGUGCACGAGCUCUGCGACAACUUCUGCCACCGGUACAUCAGCUGCCUGAAGGGCAAGAUGCCGAUCGACCUGGUGAUCGACGACCGGGAGAGCACGAAGCCGCCGGAGAUGGGGAACGGCCUCGAGGGCGGUCCCCGGAGCACGGCUGACAGCACCAGCCACACGGACGGAGCCAGCACGCCGGACGUCAGGCCACCCUCCUCGUCGCUUUCGUACCCCGGAGCUGGAGGCAACGAAGACGCGCGCAGCCCCGGAAGUGGAGGUACUCCUGGACCCCUGAGUCAGCAAGCGCCCACCAGCCUGGACUCGUCGGACCCUGAUGCCAUGGGGAAAUGGUGUCCACGCAGGGAGUGGAGUUCGCCGCCCGACGCGCAGAGAGCGGCGAGCGACGCAGCGCGUCGCGGCGUCCUUUACUCCUCCGUCUUCCUCGGCAGCCCCGGUGACGCGAGUAACGCGAGUAUCGGCAGCGGCGAGGGGACGGGCGAGGAAGACGACGACUCGUCGGGAAAGAAGAACCAGAAGAAGCGGGGCAUCUUCCCGAAGGUCGCGACCAACAUCCUCAGGGCGUGGCUCUUCCAACACCUCACGCAUCCGUACCCCUCGGAAGACCAGAAAAAACAGUUGGCCCAGGACACGGGGCUGACGAUCCUUCAAGUUAACAACUGGUUUAUCAACGCGAGGCGCAGAAUCGUCCAGCCGAUGAUCGACCAGAGCAACCGAGCCGUGUUCCCGCCGUUGUCCGCAGGUCCGAGCGGGGCGUACAGUCCGGAUGCGACGAUGGGCUACAUGAUGGACGGACAGGCGGCCAGCAUGAUGCACCGGCCGCCCGGUGACCCGACCUUCCACAACCAGUACCACUACCCCCCGGAGUACUACGGUCACCAUUUAUAAAGCCGAACGCUGACUAGGUGGAGGAACGCGGACGGCUCGCGGGAAACGGGAAACCGGGAAAACGAGGCCUGACCCAAGGCCAGGCUCGCGACCGGAAGUGGUGGCUGCUGCACCGGCGUUGGGACGCGCGACGUGCCGACGAUUCUUGCCGUGCGACGCGCACCGGCAGCCGAGGCGAGUCGAAGUCUUCGGGAAGCGGAAGAGAGGUAGAGGAAGAAAAACGGUAGGAGGACGGAAGCGACGAGGGAGACGUCGUACCGGCCCAGGGGAAAACGCAAUUACCGCGGAGAAGCGCCAUCGCCGAGAUGGAGUCCGGCCGCGUCGAGGAGGCGUCGCAGAAGAGCAAAAGGGACGACUGGGUGGACGAAGAAGAGGAAUCGAGAAAUACAGAGAGAGGAAGAAGGGGGAACGGUGACGUGGAAGCGUCUACACCGGACCGGGAAUAAAACAAGAGAGAAGGAGAGAAGGAAGGAAAGAAAGGUAGAAAUAAAUAAAGAAAGAGAGGUAACAGCGCGGCCGGAGGGCGAGACACGGAGGGUCGCGAAGAAAUUCAUGUGAUUGUUCUUUGUACAAAAUAUCGCGGUGUAAUAUUGUAGUGAUUGAAAAUAUAAAUGUUAAAUUUUAAUACGAUCGCUGAACGCAAGAGAGAGAGACUAUAAUGAAUAUAGUAAUAUAGGCAAUUUAGAGCGGGCAUGUACAUUACCGGUGCUCGCACGGAUGGGUGUGUACGCGCGCACGGAGCCACGUGGAAAGAGAAAAAGCGAGAGGAAGAAAGAUAGAGAGAGAAAGAGACGGAAAAAAAAAUUAAGAACGAAAAACGGGACGGAAAGAGUUAUGAUCACCCAAGGGAAGGAGGAGUCGCGGGGGAGGAUCGACGCGAGGACGAAAUUUCGGCGACGGAACCGGAAGCGGAAAGCGCGAGACGCGCGCGGCCCGAAGUACGCGGAGCGUCGACGUUCUCGAUAGGACAUUCAAUUUGUACAGUUCUUAAUUAU